This is a messenger RNA of Ostrinia nubilalis (European corn borer), 1274 nucleotides long. RefSeq lists its product as uncharacterized. The record is from RefSeq and is a predicted model, not a curated record. Lineage: Eukaryota; Metazoa; Arthropoda; Insecta; Lepidoptera; Crambidae. The transcript has 3 exons. Gene Ontology annotation, cellular component: extracellular matrix. Bases 23 to 1210 code for a protein of 395 amino acids.
GACUAGCAAAUUAACAACAACAAUGGCAGCCAAACUCUUCGUAGUCCUCUCCCUGGCCGUGGCGGCGUCGGCCGUGCCGCUGGUGCCGGUGGCGAAGGUGGCGUACGCGGAGGUGGAGGCGCCCGCGCACUACGAGUUCCAGUACUCGGUGCACGACGAGCACAGCGGAGACAUCAAGCAGCAGCAGGAGGCGCGCGCCGGCGACGCCGUGCACGGCUCCUACUCGCUGCUGCAGCCCGACGGCCUGACGCGCGUCGUCGACUACUCCGCCGACAAGGAGCACGGCUUCAACGCCGUCGUGCGCUACGAGGGCCACCCCGCGCCCGCGCCCGCGCACCCCGUCAAGCUCGCCUACGCCGCCCCCGUCGCUAAGCUCGCCUACGCCGCCCCCGUCGCCAAGGUCGCCUACUCCGCCCCUGUCGCCUACGCCGCCCCCGUCGCCAAGGUCGCCUACUCCGCCCCUGUCGCCUACGCCGCCCCCGUCGCCAAGGUUGCCUACGCCGCCCCUGUAGCCAAGGUCGCCUACUCCGCUCCCGUGGCCUACGCCGCCCCCGUCGCCAAGGUCGCCUACUCCGCCCCUGUCGCCUACGCCGCCCCCGUCGCCAAGGUUGCCUACGCCGCCCCUGUAGCCAAGGUCGCCUACUCCGCUCCCGUGGCCUACGCCGCCCCCGUUGCCAAGGUCGCCUACUCCGCCCCUGUCUCCUACGCCGCCCCCGUCGCCAAGGUGGCGUACGCGGAGGUGGAGGCGCCCGCGCACUACGAGUUCCAGUACUCGGUGCACGACGAGCACAGCGGAGACAUCAAGCAGCAGCAGGAGGCGCGCGCCGGCGACGCCGUGCACGGCUCCUACUCGCUGCUGCAGCCCGACGGCCUGACGCGCGUCGUCGACUACUCCGCCGACAAGGAGCACGGCUUCAACGCCGUCGUGCGCUACGAGGGCCACCCCGCGCCCGCGCCCGCGCACCCCGUCAAGCUCGCCUACGCCGCCCCCGUCGCUAAGCUCGCCUACGCCGCCCCCGUCGCCAAGGUCGCCUACUCUGCCCCCGUUGCCAAGGUCACCUACGCCAACCCUGUAGCCUACGCCGCCCCUGUAGCCAAGGUCGCCUACUCCGCCCCUGUCUCCUACGCUGCCCCCGUCGCCAAGGUCGCUUACAGCGCACCGCUUGGUCACGUUACCUUCGCCUCUCCCGCCGUCUCCUAUCAUCACUAAGUUAUAUUGUUGACGUUAUUAUUUAUUUAUAUGAAUAGAUGCUAAUAAAUUAUUUUCAUACUGA